Molecule: messenger RNA, 5169 nt
Organism: Melanotaenia boesemani (Boeseman's rainbowfish)
Lineage: Eukaryota; Metazoa; Chordata; Actinopteri; Atheriniformes; Melanotaeniidae
Product: testis-expressed protein 2-like
Exons: 13
Coding region: 296-3520 (1074 amino acids)
Cellular component (GO): endoplasmic reticulum
Molecular function (GO): lipid binding
Source: RefSeq, a predicted model, not a curated record
UCCAAGGAACUGGCUCCAGUAGACGGUUGUCAACAGGCUGCGCGAGAAAGCGAGUCGUUGACACAACUCUGUACGUGGACCUGAUGACAUAAACGUGAUUGUGCCUUAAUCUUUGGACUCAUGUUAAAGUUUGUUUUUGUUCGGUGUAAAUGAAGACCCUUACACACGCGUGUUUCUCGGAGGCCCACUGAGCACCUCGGACAUGUGAAACUUGAUUCUGCUGUAGGCAGAUGCAAGUCCCUGGCUGGAUUGAAUGGCAACGAGGAUACAAGACUGACUCAGUGGGAGAACUGAAAUGACCAGCCAGCAUCCCAGCCAUGCAGAGAGCUCUCAAUCCACAGAUAAACAGCAGCCACCUGCUGUGGCCCCCAAGCUUCAUGUCCAGCGGUCGCUGUCAAAGGACUCUAUUACCAUCCACUUCUCAGCUCUUGGGAAAGAGGAAGAGGAGGAGGAAGAGGAGCUUUACACUACAACUGUCUCCACUUCCUCAGCUGCUCGGUGUGAUUCAAAUAUUGUAACGGCCUUAGAAGCCAGUGAGGAAAUGUUUGUAGGAGUGCCUCUGAGCUCAGCAGCUGGGGUUGGUGCUGUCACUGAAUCACCCAAACAGUCUCAGGGUUCUAGAGAUCACACAAACCGUUACCCCACACAAACCCCGUCUUCACAUAUUUCUGAGCAAAAAGCCUUAACUAACAAUUCUCCUCCCACAAAGUCUCUGAGCUUUCCCUCCAGCGAUAAACCUUUUCUAAGUCUGGUAAAGUCGUUGUCCUCCGAUGUCGAGUCCCGCGAUGUGGUGGCUUCUGCUCCGACUUCCUCAUUAAGACACAGGCAUCUCAUGAAGAAUCUCGUCAAAUCUUUAUCCUCUGAUACAUCCCAGGACUCAGCUUCCUCGUCCACAUCCUACCGUCUUCCAGAAUCUCGCCUUAACCUGCAGCUCUUCAAGCAGUUCGCACAGUCCCGCUUGCCAUCUGCUGCCAUGACAUCAGCUAAUGAUUCGAAAACUGCCCCCUCUUCACCGUUAACCUCCUCAGAUAACCGGAGCUUCUUCAAGGUCUCAGAAGUCGAGGCUCGAAUUGAAGACACCAAACGGCGUCUCUCAGAAGCCAUUGCCGAGCCGCUUCAGAUACUGAGUAAGAUUAUGGAUGAAAAGAGCAGCAGCUUGGUUGGCAGCAGCAUUUACAGACCCAAGGUGCUCUCUGCAAGUGCCACAGAACUUUCAAACAUGACCUCUGUCAAUGGUCACCUGGAGAGCAACAACAAUUACUGCAUCAAAGAGGAAGACGGAUGUGAGCUGGAGGCUGAAAGCCCGAAUAGCUGGACCUCUGUUACGGCUGAAUCACCUGGUGACCCCUCCGCUGACAACAGGAGCCCCAGCAAAUCAUCUUUACUUUCUAUGUCUACUCUUGCUAAACAGGAGGAUGAGGACUUUUGCAUUCUGUACAGCGAGGACUUUGAGACUUGCACGGACACAGACGGUGGUGGGGUUGAUGGAAUGAACAAUACUGGAACUGCUAGUGAAGAGCUGCUAAGUGAUUGCUCUGACCCAAACAGCGACGAUGAAUGUGAAGGAACCAGGCCAGCACCUGAUGUUCCACACUACACGCUCACGGUCCUUACUCUUCUGGUCUAUGGGUGUUUUGUUUUACCUUUGCCAACUUACAUUGGAGGAAUGUUGUUUGGGAUCGGGCUGGGUUUUCUUCUAGCCAUCGGUGCUGUAUGGCUGACAGGACCAAAGCGUUCUGGAGCUGAUGGAAGACAUUCUAGGAACCGUGAGAAGCAGUUGAAUAUGACCAGGUUGGAAAUUAAAGAACCAGAAAUCUAUAGGGGCUGGAUGAAUGAGAUCCUGAACUAUGACCCUGAGACAUACCACGCCACACUGACAAACUCUGUGUAUGUCCGCUUGGAGGGUUCUGUCAUCCGGCUGUCUAAACCCAACCACAACAUUGCCCGCCGUGCAGCACACAAUGAACCAAAGCCUGAUGUGACCUACAUCAGUCAGAAGAUCUAUGACCUGACCAACAGCAAAGUAUAUUUAGUGCCUCAGAACCUUGCCAGGAAGCGAAUAUGGAACAAAAAAUAUCCCAUCUGCAUUGAACUUUGCAAACAAGAUGACUUCAUGUCAAAAGCAGAAGGGAACCACUUAGAGGCCAGCGAGGCCAUGAGCUCAGAGGACAUUGGAGAGGGAACUAGAAGAGCAUCAUUCUCCUCCAGCAGAGAUCUGACCAUCUACUUGUUUGGGAGGACUGGGAGGGAGAAGGAGGAAUGGUUCCAAAGAUUUCUGUCAGCCUCUAAUGUAAAAGUGGACUUAAAAAAAGCUCCCUGUGUUAGCAGCAAGAAAGCCUUAAGCUCCAACAGCCGCAGCAGCAGCCGUAACAGCCUGGAUGAGGUGUUUGCAUCUCAGUCCAGGUCAAAGGACUCAGCAGCCCCUUCUUCCACAUCAGGAGGCAGCACCAAAACCAAGUCUCUGUUAGACUACAAUGUCUACAUGGGCUCCUUACUGCCAAAACAGCUGGCAGUCAGCCCCACAGCUGGUAGCCCUGCUCUCCAGAAUCUACAGAGCAGCCCAGGGCCUGAUAAGAAGCUCCAGAACACCACUUCAGCUCAGGUGCAGCCCAAGGAAGAGGAGGAUGCUGUUGCCUGGGUAAACGCAGCUGUCGGUCGAGUCGCCUGGGACUUCUUGAUGGAGCCGUACUGGGCUGACCUGGUCUCCAAAAAGAUUCAGAUGAAGCUCAGCAAGAUAAGGUUGCCUUACUUCAUGAAUGAGCUAACCCUGACAGAACUGGACAUGGGAUCAGCCACUCCCCGAAUCCUCAGGGCUUCCACUCCUUAUAUCGACUAUCGAGGUCUGUGGUUUGACCUGGAGAUUUCCUACAGCGGCUCCUUCCUGAUGACCCUGGAAACCAAGAUGAUUCUCAAUCGACUUGGGAAGGAGGGAGAGGGGGAAUUGGGCAAAGAAGGAUACAGGCCACGAACUUACUGCCUGGCUGAUAGUGAUGAAGAGUCAUCUAGCGCUGGUUCGUCGGAUGAGGAAGACUCUUCUGAGCUCUCAAAUGAUUCCACUGGAGCAGACGGUUUGGUGGGAGGACAUAAACCAAGCAAGAUCAUGCGCUUUGUGGACAAGAUAACAAAGUCCAAAUACUUCCAGAAGGCUACAGAGACAGAGUUCAUUAAAAAGAAGAUGGAGGAGGUGUCCAACACUCCCCUCCUGCUCACUGUGGAGCUUCAGCAACUCCGUGGAACGCUGGCCGUCAACAUACCUCCUCCUCCCACUGACAGGAUCUGGUACGGUUUCAGGACUCCACCGCGCCUGGAACUGAAAGCACGGCCUAAACUUGGAGAAAGAGAAGUCACUCUGGCUCAUGUUACCGACUGGAUAGAGAAAAAACUGAACCAGGAAUUCCAGAAAAUCCUUGUGAUGCCAAACAUGGAUGAUGUGUGGCUGACCAUCAUGCAUUCCGCCAUGGACCCGCGCACAGCUGGCGGACCUGUAGUGGGCCCCUCAGUGGAACCAGAGCCCUCCUAGGGUGGGAGAGACACCACCAAUCAGCCUUGAAGAUUGUUUACAGUAUUGCCUAAAGCUUAUGAAGUCUCCAAAUGGGAACAAGAACCAAAGUCUUUAGGUCUGACACUAUUGUAACGCAAACACAUUCCCCUGGUGAGCGGCUUUCUCGCUCGCCAGAAAAGAAACUAUGAAUUUUUACAGGAACAAGAUAAAGUCGACCAAGUAGACACUAAAGACAAACUGUUGCUUGCUGCUAUGUUAAACAUUACUCUUCAGUGAUUUAAAAACUUAUUGAAGUACAACUGAAAUAUGAAGACGAGUCAGUGAAGGCAGGCUGAGUCAUAUUAGACUUGUUUGUAUGUUUUGUCCUAUGAACACAGUGAUGGGGAAGCAUUCACCUUGCAGCCUGUUGGAGCAUGGCCUAUCUGCUUGGUUUAGAGCUGUAGUUCCUGCAGUAAUAUUGCAAUGUUAGAUUUUUAUAGGGAUGCAGGUAAACAUUGUUUAUUUGCCAUGAAACAUCUUUUCUUUCUAAUCAGGUGUUAAUAAGCAGUAUUCUUCUGUGCUGUGACCAGACCUUGAACCCCCUGUUCAAUUGCCAAACCCCCUCCUCCCAUGCCACUAAUGUCAUUAUCCAUAUCUACAUAUAUGGAAAUGUUGCUCAAAAGCGAAGGAUGUAGUAAAUGUGUCAUUCACUAUGUAAAUUCCUUAUGCACAAACACCAUGAGUGCAAUGAUUGAAAUGCUGUGUAGGCUUGAGUUUGACCUUUUAUAAAGACUAUGUAUGUUUGCUAAGGAGUCUGAGGCCUCUAACAUCUAUGAAUGUACGUAUGGGUGUUUUUUUUUUUUGUUUAAUGAAAAUAGUUUAUACCUGGUCAUGUUUUGACUGGGAUAUGCAAAUGAUUGCACAACAUAUUCUUUUUUUCUUCCUACUUUUCUUUUAAAACAGUAAAAAAAAAACACUAUCCUGCAUUACAUCUCCAUCUCUUAUUACACUCAUGGAGUACAGGUGGUGUAUCUGUUCAUACAUCGCUCCUACUUAACCGUGUCAAUGUUGAUGAUAUUUGGAGUGAAUUUAGAUGAGCGACUUUAAACAGGACAGGGCUUGAAAAAUAAAUCUGCCAGCUAUGAUGCAAUGCAAGAGCAGUCACUUCACUGUCGUUACCAAUAUUUGGGUGGAGUUAAGGUAAAGCUGACAAUGUAUGGCUUUAGAUACUGGUUCCCAUAUCCCCCCAAAAUAGUCAUAUUUCUAACCAACCAAAGUCCCUUUAGAGUUGGAUUUCAUGUUUAAAGGUACACAUUUGCGUUGCUAAGCAUUGCAGGCUCAUAUUUGCAUUAUAAUACAUAUAUUGACCUUGUUUACAGGAGUUUUCCCCGUUUUCAGCUCAUGAAGCUCUGUAGCACAGCUGAUUUUUACUUUUCAUUUCUGCCUUAGUUCCUGUUUGUUUAAUAUGUUUGAAUGAUGUAAUGAUUAUGUAAAGUGGGUUCUUUUUUUCUAUUUCUUUUGGUAUAACCAGAAUGAAACAAGAUUUUUGAGGAUAUAUGAAGAUCAUGACAUGAUUUAUAUCUGUGAAAGAUGAAUGUCUUUCUGACAUUUACAUUUUAUUUUAAGGCCAAAUUCAGUGAUUGUGUUUCUGCCUUAUUUAUAGAGAAAAAUAAAUCAAUUAAUGACCA